AUGAGUAACAUUUACUCUGAGCAGCUGUUCUUGCCUGCAAAAGCUGCGCAAUAUAGUCAAUCAGUUCUGUUAAACGCAGUCAUUCCUAGGCAGUCCAUCUUCAUCCCAACCCGCAUGCAGCUGCUCUCUUUCACUUAUGCAGCUUUUCCGCAGAUCCUCUUCGCCGCCACGUGCUACCUGUGCGUCCUGUGCUGCUGUGUGUACUUCGGCCAGCUGUUCAUGACGCUGACGCCGCCCCACUGGUGCCGCGCCCCGCCGGAGCUCGAGGGCCUCAACCUCACGCAGGAGGAGCUCAAGAACCUCACCAUUCCCAGGCACCCCAACGGAAAGGAAUUCCUCGCCUGCCAAAGAUACGAUGUCAACUUCACGGAGGUUCUGAAGAGUGACACGCCCUGGCCCGGCCCUUCGUGGCCCCUCACCCCCUGCACCCACGGAUGGACCUACAAUUAUUCUUUCUAUUAUCCAACCAUCACCUCUCAGCUGGACUGGGUGUGCGACGAGGACUGGCGCCCGGCGCUGGCGCAGUCGCUCUUCUUCGUGGGCUCUAUGGUGGGCACGCCCACGCUGGGGUGGGCGGCCGACGCGUGGGGGAGGCUUCCGCUCAUCGUCUUCACCAACGUCCUGGGGGGCGUCGCCGGCGUCGUGUCUGCGUUCAGCAACUCGUUCGCCAUGUUCGCUGCGCUGCGCUUCCUGGUGGGCUUCACGUUCGAGCAGAUGCUCAUGAUCGGAUACAUGCUCACGCAAGAGUACGUUUCGAGCGAGUACAGGACGGUGAUGGCCAACGCGCCCGUCAUGGUGUUCCUGACCGGCUCCAUGUGCGGGCUGCCGUGGCUGGCCUGGUGGUUGGCUGACUGGUCUACCUUCGUCCUGGUUAUCCACGCGCCACAGUUCCUCACCAUCGUCUUCCUAUGGUCAGUUGUUCCCAGACUUUUCCAGGCUGGCGCCUCCUUGGCGUCCAGGUGGAUCCUAGCGACGCCCCCUCGUGCGCUCAUGCGAACACACACCUUUUCAUAUAAGUUGAAAACAAAAUUUUACAAAUAUAACCUAAUGAAGGCUCUACCAGAGUCAGCGCGGUGGCUGCUGAGUCGCGGCCGAGUGGACCGCACGGUGGCCAUCCUCAAGACCGUCGCCAGAGUCAACCGGAAGCCGCUGACUCCUGCCGUCAUUCAGGGUUUUAAGGAUUUUGGCGAGAAGCAGAGGAAGGCGUCUCACCAGAAAGUGACAGUUCUCGAUCUCUUCAAAACGCCGAUUCUCAGAAAACGGUACAUCGUCCUUAUUAUCAUGUGGUGCACCCUGUUCGUGGCCUACGACGGCCACACGCGCAACACGGAGAACAUCGGCCACAACGUCUUCGUGAGCUUCACCAUCGCCGGCCUCGUGGAGCUUCCGGCGGACUUCGCGACCAUGCUGGCGACGGAGUGGCUGGGGCGCCGCCACACCACCGUCGGCUCGCUCGUCCUCAGCGGCCUCGCCGGCCUCUGCAUCGCCUUCAUUCCGGAAGACGACACGAUCGCCAUCAUGGUGAUGGCCUUCAUAGGGCGCUUCCUCGUCACGAUGUCCAUGGAUAUUGGGCAUCAGUACCCUGUGGAGGUGCUCCCGACAGUGGCUCGGGGGCAGGGCAUCGGCGCCAUGCAGACUGUGGGCUUCCUUUGUGGCUUCAGCUCGCCGUACAUUGCAUAUCUGUCCAAGUUCGGUCCGUCGGUCCCGUACGUGGUUCUGGGCGCGAUCACGGUCACGGGCGGCUUCGUGUGCCUCCUGCUGCCCGAGACGCUCAACGAGAAGCUCCCCGACACGCUGGAGGAGGGAGAGCUGUUCUUCGCCAACCAGGGCCUCUUCCACAACCCCUGCGGGAGGAGGAACAAAAUCUCCGCUGGCGACGCAGGGAGAGGAACGACCGCCACGCCAUCUGGGAGCAAAGAGAAGAAUGAAAGUAACGUCAAGUGAAUAUUGCGC
Messenger RNA from Penaeus indicus, 1953 nucleotides. Its product is annotated as organic cation transporter protein-like. Gene Ontology annotation, molecular function: transmembrane transporter activity. The record is from RefSeq and is a predicted model, not a curated record. Gene Ontology annotation, biological process: transmembrane transport. The transcript has 12 exons. NCBI's taxonomy places the organism in Eukaryota, Metazoa, Arthropoda, Malacostraca, Decapoda, Penaeidae. Bases 1 to 1944 code for a protein of 647 amino acids.